CGGCCGCGGGCCGUGAUGCCGGCGCUGGGCCUCCUCGCCCGGGCCGCGCUCGCCGGCCCUCUCGAGAGCUGCCGCCGCCUCCCGCCCUGCGCCCGCUUCUCCGCUCGCUCCCCCUGUUGGCUGAGCGGGGCCCGCGGCGGACCUGCCUCUCCGCGCCAUGCGCCGCCUCACUUCCUCCUGCGCGCCGCCAGGGCGGGGUUAUUCCCUUUCACGCCGGCCUCGGCCGCCAGCAGCCGCUUUUCUCACCACCUCAGCGGCGAAGAGCCCCAAGAGAUGCCCGCAGCCCCCCGGCCAGACUACCGAGGCGACGAAGACUGUGAGCCGGAGACCCCCAUGGAGUCCGAGACCGCGCUGGAGUCCGGCAACGGCAAGAAGCGCAAGAAGGAUAAAAAAGCUAAACACGAGAAACUGAAGCAAGAAUUUCUACCAGAGGAAAAUGAGUUGUCCGAUUCAGAGCUGGAGCCUCCAAAACCAAAGAAAAAGAAAAAGAAAGUAGAAGAUGAUAUUGAAUCCAUAAUUGCAGAACAUAAGACAACAUUCCCCAUGAGCAAUGGCAUCGCUCACUCAAACAAACAGAUUAAUUCUGGUGAAGAAACAAAUACAGAGGGUGAAAAUGACCCAGAUGAGAAGUUGACAGCAGAGCAAAAGGAAGGAGACUUCUCCAAUUUUGAUAUCUCAGAAGCCACUAUUAACCUCCUCAAAGCUCGUGGAGUGAACUACCUGUUUCCAGUACAAGUAAAGACCUACAGGCCUAUAAACGAUGGCAAAGAUGUGAUAGCUCAAGCACGAACUGGAACUGGGAAAACAUUUUCUUUUGCCAUUCCAUUAAUUGAAAAACUUCAGAAAGAUCCCCAGGAGAGAAAAAGAGGUCGAACACCAAAGGUGCUAGUUCUUGCCCCAACAAGAGAGCUGGCAAUACAAGUAGCCAAAGACUUCAAAGAUGUCACAAAGAAACUCUCAGUGGCUUGCUUCUAUGGAGGAACAGCGUACAAUGGACAAAUGGAUGCAAUUCGAAAUGGAAUUGACAUCUUGGUUGGGACUCCAGGACGAAUCAAAGACCACCUUCAGAAUGGAAAGUUGGACAUUUCCAAUCUACAGCAUGUUGUCUUGGAUGAAGUUGAUCAGAUGUUGGACAUGGGUUUUGCUGAACAAGUAGAGGAAAUCUUAGCUUAUGCGUAUAAGAAAGAUUCUGAAGACAAUCCCCAGACAUUGCUCUUUUCUGCAACUUGCCCACAUUGGGUUUAUGAUGUAGCAAAAAAAUACAUGAAAUCCAGAUACGAGCAAAUCGAUCUUAUUGGAAAGCGAACUCAAAAGACUGCUAUGACUGUAGAGCAUUUGGCUAUUGAGUGUCAUUGGUCCCAAAGAGCUGCAGUCAUUGGAGAUGUCAUUCAAGUCUACAGUGGCAGUCAUGGACGAACCAUCAUCUUUUGUGAGACAAAAAAGGAGGCAACUGAAUUAGCCCUGAAUGCCUCAAUAAAACAGGAUGCACAAUCUUUACAUGGUGACAUCCCACAAAAGCAAAGAGAAAUCACUCUGAAAGGCUUCCGUAAUGGAACAUUUGGAGUCCUUGUUGCAACCAAUGUGGCUGCCCGUGGCUUAGAUAUCCCAGAGGUUGAUCUGGUAAUACAAAGCUCACCACCAAAGGAUGUGGACUCUUACAUUCAUCGUUCUGGGCGCACAGGCCGUGCUGGAAGAAAUGGCAUAUGCAUCUGUUUCUAUCAGCGCAAAGAAGAUCAUCAGCUAAGACAAGUAGAACAAAAAGCGGGGAUUACAUUUAAACGUGUAGGUGUUCCAACAGCAACAGAGAUCAUUAAAGCUUCCAGUAAAGAUGCAAUUAGAUUUUUAGAUUCUGUUCCUCCGUCUGCUAUCAACUACUUCAGACAAUCUGCUGAAAGACUUAUAGAAGAAAAGGGAGCAGUGGAAGCUCUUGCUGCAGCAUUGGCCCAUAUUUCAGGAGCUACUUCCAUUGAACAACGUUCUUUGCUUAACUCUGAUGUGGGCUUUGUGACCAUGACACUUCAGUGCUCAGUAGAAAUGCAUACUAUUGGCUAUGCUUGGCGAAGUCUGAAAGAGCAACUGGGCGAAGACAUUGACAGCAAAGUGAGCAGAAUGCGCUUUCUCAAGGGAAAAAUGGGUGUGUGUUUUGAUAUACCUGCAGCUGAACUGAGUAAAAUACAGCAAACAUGGCAAGACACAAGACGCUGGCAACUUUCCGUGGCAACAGAAUUACCUGAACUUGAAGAGACACCUCGUGAAAGUGGCCGAAGUGGUGGAUCAGAAUUCAGGAAUGGAAGACGAAGUGGCGGCUUCAAUAGGCACGACAGAUUCAGAAACAGGGGCCAAAAAAGAAGCUUUGACCGGGCUUUUUAAUGGUUCAUCAAUGUCAGAUAUAAAUGGGACUAAAAUUGUUUUAUCAAAAGUAAAGUUGAUUUACACUUUU
Messenger RNA from Varanus komodoensis (Komodo dragon), 2440 nucleotides. It is a transcript of the gene DDX21, whose product is annotated as DExD-box helicase 21. The transcript has 15 exons. Gene Ontology annotation, molecular function: RNA binding; ATP binding; RNA helicase activity. NCBI's taxonomy places the organism in Eukaryota, Metazoa, Chordata, Lepidosauria, Squamata, Varanidae. The record is from RefSeq and is a predicted model, not a curated record. Bases 16 to 2370 code for a protein of 784 amino acids.